CAUUUCCUCCGCCCGCGGACCCUCCUCCCGCGAAGGGAGUCGGUUUCCUGCCCCGCCACCGCCCGCACUCGGCGCUGACUGCCCGGGACAUGCGGACAUGGCCCCCGCCGCCGCCCCUCUGCUGCCGCUGCUGCUGGCGCUGCUCGGCCCGGCGGGUCCUGGGAGAGCUGAGGGCUGCGACCUGCGACCGGUGACGGCGGAGCCACCCAUCACCCUGUCCUAUGCCACCAGCACAGUGACACGAGGCUGCAUCAGUAGCAGCUCCCUGGGCACCGGCCACGAAGUCCAUGUUCUCAACAUCAAGUGGACCAAGGUUUCUGCCAUCCCUCUGAAGGUGUCUGUUACACCACGAACUGACGGCUGCACCCGGCCAGUGGUGCUCAUCAUCUUUUGCUCCCGCUGCUUGGCCACCAUCACCUCCCCGUGCCCAGACCUGCUCGUCCGCAACGACACCCACCUCAGCCUGUUGACCACCACAGCACCGGGCUCCGAGCCACUCGUUGCCAGCGAGGGGCAGCUGCUGGCCUGGGCUCAGGGCACCUAUGGGGGCAUCACAUCCUACAGCGAGCUGCGGGACCCCCGCUGGGUCCAGCUCCAACUGGGAGAAGAUGCCAGCAGCCCCCCAGACUGCAUCCCCCGGGAGCAUUUUAAUGCUGCGUCACACCUCGAGACUGAGGUCUUCUUCCACGGGGUGAAGGGCUGCUCGCAGGAGGAUGCCCAGAACACCAGGGCUGCCCACAUUGUCCGCCUGCAGCCAGAGCCCAGCUCCCCCAUCACAGAGGUGAACCUGUCCCUGAGCUGUCCAGAGAGAGCCGCGAGCAACCAGAUCUUCAUCCUGCAGAGCUGGGCCAACCUCACCUGGUCCCUCUCCGUCGACAAGUGCAACAUCCAGUUCCUGGUCUCCGGGAACUACAAGAUUGUGUCCAUGUCCCCAAUGCUCAUCCCUGGGGAGCUCCUGCCUGACACAGAACAGGGCCUCAUCGCCAAAGCCUUUGAGAAGAACUACAGCAUCAUUGCCUCCUACUCCAUCAUCCCUGUCAGCACCCACAUCAGCCUGGAGAUCCAGGAGCAUGAGAUGGUCAGGAAGGUGCCUGUGAUGCCCACUACCUCGGCCCCUGCCCGUGACCGCGACACACUGCCCCGUGCAUUGCUUUUAAUGCUCCAACCCUGGAAGUGCACGGAUGAAACCUUGGAGAUUGUCAUCGCCAGGUACCUCCUUGAGCCCAUCAAGGAUGUGGUGAAUAUCACCCUGCGGGACAUCAGCUGCCAGGCAGAGAAAAACGCCACUCACUUUAUGCUGAAAACCCCUCUCAGCCACUGCGGCACCUUGCUGGAGGGCAGGGGCCACGCCAACAAUGAGCUCAUCCUCAACCUGGCCAAGGGCGCAGCACUCCGGAGCGUGCGGGUGGGCUUCCAGUGCAACAUCCCGCGGGAGCUCUUCCUGCGCCUCUUCCCCACUGCUGCCUUUGAGGCACCACAGACAGAGCUGGAGGUCAACAAGGAGGCAUUUGUGCAGGCAUCCAUGCAGUGGGAGGACCAUCCGGCUGACCUGCAGCUGAAGGAGUGCUGGCUGGUGGCACCGGGUUGGGAGCCGGUGCUGCUGGUGCAGGGCGGGGAGGCACACGGUGCAGGAGUGGCUGUGCUGGAGGGCCCCCCCAGCAGCCACGGGAGGAAGGUCUGGCGCUUCCGCUUCACCUACUCCGUCCCAGAGGGUGGGCGCGUCCCCUUCUCUGCCACCCUCAAGUGCAAGGCUGGUUUGCAGAACAACACCAUCUUCGAGAAGGUCUUGGAGGUGACAGUGAAGGAUGGCUGGCGGCCACCCAACAACCGUGGGCUGGGGCUGGCCGCUGUCCUGGGCAUCACCUUUGGCGCCUUCCUCAUUGGGGCACUCCUCACCGCUGGGCUCUGGUACAUCUACUCGCACACCCGUCCCAUCUCCAAACUGCAGCCGGUUUCCAGCACAGCGCCAGCCUCGGAGAGCAGCAGCACCAACCACAGCAUCGGCAGCACUCAGAGCACCCCCUGUUCCACCAGCAGCAUGGCCUGAGCCCCCUGGAGCUCCCUGAAUGCACCAAGCCCUCGGACGCCGGACUUGGGGACCCACCCGGGCCCCAU
Molecule: messenger RNA, 2115 nt
Organism: Cuculus canorus (common cuckoo)
Lineage: Eukaryota; Metazoa; Chordata; Aves; Cuculiformes; Cuculidae
Gene: ENG
Product: endoglin
Exons: 15
Coding region: 98-2047 (649 amino acids)
Biological process (GO): vasculogenesis
Source: RefSeq, a predicted model, not a curated record